Molecule: messenger RNA, 841 nt
Organism: Macadamia integrifolia
Lineage: Eukaryota; Viridiplantae; Streptophyta; Magnoliopsida; Proteales; Proteaceae
Product: probable WRKY transcription factor 75
Exons: 3
Coding region: 37-657 (206 amino acids)
Biological process (GO): regulation of DNA-templated transcription
Molecular function (GO): DNA-binding transcription factor activity; sequence-specific DNA binding
Source: RefSeq, a predicted model, not a curated record
CUCACCACAUCUUAGAGCCUUCCCUUCCCUUCCACCAUGGCCAGCUUCAGUUUCCAGUCAAGAGACUUCCUUGGAUACCCUAACCAAAACCCUAAUUACAAUCAUCUUUUAAUGGAUUAUCCGGUACCGGCACCAGAUUUCGAUCUUUCCGAUUACCUGAUACCUGAGGCUGGGUCAGAGGAAGAUUCAACUGCAACCAACAUAGGCUUUGGUUGUGAUAAUCAUCAGUUACAGAACCCAAUUCUGCAACUUGAAAAAGUUAGCAGCUAUGAUCUGAACGGAGACAGUGGAAGUGCAUCCACAAGCAGUGAAAUAAAAUGUAAGAGUGAAGUGAAGAGAAUCAAAAUGGAUGUGGGUUUCAGGGUUGCAUUUAGGACUAAAUCUGAGCUUGAAAUCAUGGAUGAUGGCUUCAAAUGGAGGAAAUAUGGGAAGAAGUCAGUGAAGAAUAGUCCAAACCCAAGGAAUUACUACCGGUGUGCAAGUGGAGGGUGCCAUGUGAAGAAGAGAGUGGAGAGGGACAGAGAAGAUUCAAGCUUUGUGAUAACGACCUAUGAAGGUAUCCACAACCAUGAAAGCCCUUGUGUGGUUUAUUAUAACCAAGUUCCACUCAUGGUUCCAAGUGGAUGGACCUUACAAGCUUCAAACUCAUCUUCUUAAAUAUAGAUCAUCUGUUGUGGGACUUAGCCGCCACCUUAUAUAGAUAUUUUCUAUUUGGAUUAAGGGAUAGAUGAUGUAAAGUACUUAUUAUAUGGUUAGUGCAGUGCAUCUGCUCUAUAGCUCUCACUCUCUAUGUGGGUUGGGAUUGUAAUUUAAUUUACUAGAAUAUCCUAUAAUACAUCUA